UGAAUUCAAUUCGAAUUUUGACUUCGCAGCGUUCAGACGUGUUCGGAAAAACCUGAAAACCAUUCGAGUGACUAGAGAUAAACCCAAAGCAAAAAUAAUUACACCCAAGUCACCGAUCGAGAGUGUUUCGUUUCGAGUGAAAAAGUGAAAUCAAAGCCCAAGCAGCAACAAAAAGUGCUACAGAGCCCAGAGAUAUAUGUUCUCUGCUCAAAACUACACAAGUGUUGAAUCGCCGAUAUUUUGUUUGGAUUAACCUACGAUUGCCGACGCAUUUCUGUGGAUUAAACCUCAUCGACGCCGAAGCAAAGCUACACAUUUGUAGCCUUGUCUCGCAACUUUAGUGGAUUAUUAAACAAAACAGCACACACUAAGCAACUAAAAUGGUUGUUUUGGAAGGAGGCGGCGGCGUUGUUACCAUCGGUAACAACCAGUACCUUCAGCCGGACUAUCUGGCCCCAUUGCCAACAACGAUGGACGCCAAAAAGAGUCCCCUGGCUCUGCUCGCACAGACGUGCUCCCAAAUUGGAGCGGAUUCGUCGGCGGUGAAGCCGCUGCUGGCGAUGGACAAGAACAAGACAAAGCCGGGGGCCUGCUCCUCCUCGUCGAACUCGUCGAGUUCCUCGGGCAGUGCCGAGAUCUCGGCCGCCAAAUCGCCCUCCGGCCUGGCCAAGUCGCCCAAGUCGAGCACACCCAUUAGCCACACGGCCACCAGCACAAGUCUGGGCAACACCAGCACCGGCGAGAUUAAGCUGGCCUUCAAGCCCUACGAGACAAACGUGCUGAGCCACCAGAACCAGAACAGCUUCAAGAGCAGCUCCUCGCUGGAGUCGGAACCGAUGCGUCCCAGCUCCAAGAACUCCUCGUCCGCCCAGGAGCGAGUCCCAUCGCGCAGCAAGUCCAAUGCCACGCCCACGGACGGCGGCAAGGGGGCGGAGAUAUCGGUGCACGACUCCACGUCGAGCCGGAAAACAGUGUCGCCAUCGGGUUCCUCGCAGCGCGGCGCCAGUCCCAUCGUACGCUCCGGCAUGGAGGUGCUGAGCAAUGCCAACGGCACCGCCCAGCAUCCCAAGGAGAUGAGCAGCAUGGCAGCGGCGGCGGCGGCGGCAGCAGCGGCUUACAAGGCCGCCGGACCCUAUGGACUGAACCCCCUGUCCGCCCUCUGCUGUCCGCCCGGCAUGGAGCAGCAUGCCAAUCCCGCUUUCCGGCCUCCGUUUGGCGGUGGAUUUUCCCACCACCAUGCCGCCAUGUUGGCGGUGGCAGCCAAUGGAGUUUAUCCGGGAGGAGCUCCGGGCGGAGGACCGGGUGGUCAGCCCAACCCAUACAUUAGCUAUCAGCGCAUCAAGACCCCGGCUGGCGGAGAGGCCAUAGUGCCGGUCUGCAAGGAUCCCUACUGCCAGGGAUGUCCCUACUCGGCCCACACCCAACAAAUGCUGAUGGGCGCCCCCUGUCCCGCCGGCUGCACCCAGUGCGAGCACCAGAAGUACGGACUGGCCAUGGCCAGUGCCGCCGGACUGCCACCAGCUCAUCCUUACUCCCAGGCAGCGGCGGCGGCUGCGGCGAAUGCGGCGGCAGCUCGAUCGGCGCCGUACGUAUGCAGCUGGGUGGUGGGCGAUGCCUACUGCGGCAAGCGGUUCCAGACCUCCGACGAGCUCUUCUCCCACCUGCGCACCCACACGGGCAAUCUAUCGGAUCCGGCGGCAGCGGCUGCGGCCCUGGCCCAAUCCCAGGCUCAAUCGCUGCUGGGAACACUCUUUCCUCCCUCGGCCUUGAGAGCUGGCUACCCCACACCACCAUUGAGCCCGAUGUCGGCGGCGGCGGCAGCGGCCAGGUAUCAUCCCUAUGCCAAGCCGCCACCAGGAGCCAUGGCCGGAGGACCUUCGCCCUUUGGAGCAGGUGGGGCCUUCAAUCCGGCCGCCGCCGCAGCAGCAGCUGCCCUGGGACCCUACUACUCGCCAUAUGCCAUGUACGGCCAGCGCAUGGGAGCAGCUCAUCAGUGAAGAGACUUUAACUAAAGUUAGAUACCAAAAAAAAAAAAAUAAGGGGGAGGAAUCAACCAGCGAUAUAGAAAGGGUUUACAGCAGUUAAAACACCCUAGUUGAGAUAAUUUCAAAGAAAAAGUAAAACAUUAAAAACGAUUGCAAAGGCUGACACAUCUCUGGCUUUUGCGCUAUUCUGUGAUACUAAACUGUAGUUUAAAGAGCGCUAGUUACACUUAAGUUUCGCAAACAGAAAAUAUUCAACCACCUAAAACAGUAGCAGCCGCAAAAAUAGCAAGAUCACUUCUUCUUUAUUCAACCUAAAUGUCUACAGUAAUCGAAUUCGAAUCGUUAAGUAAAAUCUGCAGCAGACGGGACAGACUCUUAUUUGCUCUCAAAGUUCAACCAAAGUUUUAGUAAGUCUUAGCCAGAACACAUUCUACAACUUCCAAUUUGUUAACGAUGAACCCAUUGCUGAGAUGUUCAAACAUUGUUUUAGUCUUAGUUCGCUUUAAGUUCUAUUAACUAUUAUUACGAUUAUCAUCUACAAGCAUACAACAAACCAACAAUUGAAAUAAUGUUCUUUAAGUCAACUUUAUAUGUAAAGCGUAAUGAAUAUUUGUAAUACCAACCAAUCAAAGAAAAAAAAAAAAAUGACAAAAAAAAACAAAAUAAAUACGGAAAAUAAAAAUGAAUAUUUCAUAUAAUUAUGUACUGUGUGUAAAUUCUAUAAAUAUAAAAUUAGAUUUGCUAUUUACUCCUUGAUGUACGCAAAAGCCACAACACGUUCUACACAAGAAGCCACGGAAUAUCAAACAAAAGUAAUUUAAACUACUUACAUGCAAAAACAUUCGUAUAAAAACUGAGAAAUAUACAAGAGAAAACCAUUUUUAAAAAUACAAA
This is a messenger RNA of Drosophila gunungcola (fruit fly), 2879 nucleotides long. RefSeq names its product zinc finger protein Noc (gene noc). Lineage: Eukaryota; Metazoa; Arthropoda; Insecta; Diptera; Drosophilidae. The transcript is spliced from 2 exons. The coding region runs from base 381 to 1997 and encodes 538 amino acids. The record is from RefSeq and is a predicted model, not a curated record. Gene Ontology annotation, biological process: negative regulation of DNA-templated transcription. Gene Ontology annotation, cellular component: nucleus.